AUGGUGAAAAAAGCCGCCCACGUCCUGGCUAUUUUCGUUGGGAAGCAUGGAUACGAUACUGGGAUACAGCGACUGCAGUAUAACCAAGAUGGUUUCGAUUCGCCGCAACUAGCGGCAAUACUCCAGCAGAACAACGUGGGACCGCCUAAGCUGUUUGUGAAGGAGAAGAAAGGCUUUGGAAAAGCGUUUGGGUCGUACAUGAAAGGUGCUUUCUCUUGGAAUGCAGAUUCAUGUGCAUUAGAGAACGUUGAUAGGAUUAAAUGCAUGGCGUGA
Letharia columbiana is the source of this 273-nucleotide messenger RNA. RefSeq lists its product as uncharacterized. The transcript has a single exon. The record is from RefSeq and is a predicted model, not a curated record. Bases 1 to 273 code for a protein of 90 amino acids. Lineage: Eukaryota; Fungi; Ascomycota; Lecanoromycetes; Lecanorales; Parmeliaceae.